AUGGACCCGGGGAGUUCGCCCCUCCAGCCGCAGUCGUCGAAGCUGGCCGCCCCGCCGUCCACAGCGCCCCCUCCGUCGGUCGUGUCUCUGCCCUCGGGGGUGCCGAUGCCGCCCACCUUCUUCCGCCCGCCCAGCCUCCUCUUGCGCGCCGCGGCCGCUGCAGCCGCGCGCAAGCUGAGCCGGACGCCCAAGUGCGCGCGCUGCCGCAACCACGGCGUCGUCUCCUGCCUGAAGGGCCACAAGCGCUUCUGUCGCUGGCGGGACUGUGCGUGCGCCAAGUGCGCCCUUAUCGCCGAGCGCCAGCGCGUCAUGGCCGCCCAGGUGGCCCUGCGCAGGCAGCAGGCGCAGGAGGAGAGCGAGGCCCGCGGAGGCCCGAGCGGCGAGGCAGUGCCCAGGCAGACUGGCGUGGAAGGAGAGGUCGCCACCUUCAAGAGCUGCUGCCCGGAGUUCCAGCGCGGGAGAAGAGAGGAGAAGUUUCAGAAGUAUGACUUCUUUUGCAGCAAGCCAGGCAGUUCUCUAGCUUACUCACAUUCACCUUCCCUAGUGUCCUCGGCUGAAGUUACUAGAGCUGGUGGAGACCAAAGAGAGAAGCCCUCUGGCAUUCCGAUUCCAGGUAAAGAGAAAACUGACCAUCCUCCUGGUCCUGAGGAGCUGUUGGAAGGUGCUGAUAGCUCAGCAUCUCUGUCUUCUUCAGACAUGGAAUCUGGAAAUGAAAGCGAAUGUCCCAAGCACUUUGUCAACUCCAGUAUCCGCUUUCCUCCUUCUCCGACUACUGGCGUGGCUUCAAGACUCAGAAACCCACUUGAUAUUCUUGCCAAGGUCUUCCCAAGUCAUAAACAAAGCAGAUUAGAAAAGAUUCUGCAGUUCUGCAAAGGGGAUAUAGUUCUAGCGAUAGAGCAUGUACUGAACAUGGAUGAGCACAGACAAGGACUCCAGAACAUUGCGAUCCCACCCUUGCCAGAACGCAGUGUCUUCCAGAGGUCUUCUGAUUUUAGCCUCCUGGGAGUAGAUGUCAGAGCACUUGGAAAUAAAUCAGCAUUUUCUCCUCUUCAAACUAGUCCAGCUGCCUUUGCAAGUGAGGUGAAUCUUUAUGGGUUAAAUCCUAGACUGGGGAUCAGACCUCUGAGGAUGACUUACACCCCUCCAGGAUUUAUGACACCCUACUUAAGAUCCGGGUUGUUUCCUGCUUUGCCGUUUCACUCAGCUAUGGACUAUCCCUUUUCAGGAGUGAUCAAAGAUGCGUCUUAUUUCUCCAGUAAAGACUCAGUUGCCAGAACUGAGAUAUAUUCGAGACAAGGCGAAGAACACAAAUAG
Molecule: messenger RNA, 1314 nt
Organism: Gekko japonicus
Lineage: Eukaryota; Metazoa; Chordata; Lepidosauria; Squamata; Gekkonidae
Gene: DMRTA1
Product: DMRT like family A1
Exons: 2
Coding region: 1-1314 (437 amino acids)
Biological process (GO): sex differentiation; regulation of transcription by RNA polymerase II
Cellular component (GO): nucleus
Molecular function (GO): DNA-binding transcription factor activity, RNA polymerase II-specific; protein binding; RNA polymerase II cis-regulatory region sequence-specific DNA binding
Source: RefSeq, a predicted model, not a curated record